CCCGGCCCGGCCCCUCGGGUCGCCUCGGUCCCCUGUCGGACAAGAUGCCCUCUUCAAAAAUGGGGAAAUGAGGUCUCCUAGGAGCGCGAGCCGGGUGGUCCCAGGGUCCCCGACUCGCCCCCACUCUUCGUGUAUCCUCUCAGAUCCCGAUCCCUUGGUCACUCCUCUAGGCAGACGAGAAUGGGAGGAGUCCUGGUCCCCAAGAACACGAAUUGUGCCCAAGUUCCAACCCCUAAAAUUCCCCUUCCCUGGGAGUGGGGACCAGAAAUCCAUCCAGUUCCAACUUUCAGUUAAAACCAAACCAGAUUCUCCUGGCUGUCAGUCCACACUAGGUCUCACUUUCUUGAGCUUCUUAGAUGCAUUACCUAAGAUGCACGUAACCUAGGGGAAAAUUCCUGAAAGAUUGUCCUGGAGACAACUGUGGAGCAAUAGGAAGCUAUCCUUGCUCAUCACCAACACGUGCCUUUUGUUGUUGGAAGCAAAUUACUAGAGUGGACAAGUGAAAGCCCUGACCCCUUUCCCUCCCGCCAGCCUGGAGGGGAAGUUGCUCCUUCUGGGAAUAGGUGAAGCAAGAAGUGUACUUUUCCAGAGGCUGGGGAAAAACUACUGAUACACUUGCCUCAAGCCAUCUCUUUAUUCACAGUGGGUUUUGGUGCAGCUGUGGAUUUGGCUCUUAGUGUGACCGGUAUUGUGGUGCAGUGGGAGGUGUUGUCUCCCUGCCAGCCAGCAUGAGACUGCAGCAGAGUGCUGGGUACCUAGGAGUCAGGGAGGAAGAAUGCAACACACAAGGUGGGAGGGGCAGGGAGGAUGUGGCAAAAGACACCUUCCUCCAGAGCCCUGAUCACCACCUGCCAUCUUGCUCGCUCCCUGACUGGCAGUGCCCAGCUUCCUGGCUGGCUACCUGUGGCAGAGACAUGGCAGGUAAAACCCCAGAACAUGGUGAUCGCAGUGGUGAUGGAUGUUUUCACGGACAUCGACAUCUUCCGAGACCUGCAGGAAAUCUGCCGGAAACAGGGAGUAGCCGUAUACAUCCUUCUGGACCAGUCUCUACUCUCUCAGUUUUUGGAUAUGUGCAUGGAUCUGAAAGUUCAUCCUGAACAGGAAAAGCUGAUGACCGUUCGGACGAUUACAGGGAAUAUUUACUACGCCAGGUCAGGAACUAAAAUUGUUGGCAAGGUUCAUGAAAAGUUCACACUGAUUGAUGGCAUUCGUGUGGCCACGGGCUCUUACAGUUUUACGUGGACGGAUGGCAAAUUAAACAGCAGUAACUUGGUCAUUCUGUCUGGCCAAGUGGUGGAGCACUUUGAUCUGGAGUUCCGAAUCCUGUAUGCACAGUCAAAGCCCAUCAGCUCCAAACUCCUGUCCAACUUCCGAAGCAGUGGCAAGUUUGACCAUCUUGUCGACCAGAAACCAUUGUCCAAGGAGCUCACGCUGGGCAACCUGCUGCGGCUGCGGCUGGCCAGGCUCUCGAGCACCCCCAAGAAGGCUGCGCCGGGCUGCGCAGAGGGCCGGGCAGAGGCCAGGCAUGGGGACUCCGGCUCCUCCACCAUCAGUGAGGAAGACUACCUCGGCAGCCGCAGGGACAGACCAGAGAGUGGGAAGGCGACCGAUGCUGCCACGCAGACGGAGCCAGGAGAGGAGACUCUGGCUGUGAGUGUGAAUGAUGCAGGGACACAAACCGGCACUGCCUCUGCAUGUGCUGGCACCCAGACCACAGUCACCACCAGGGUGGUGAGCUCCCAAACUGAGGUCCGGUCCACGUCAGCCACCACCCAGACCGACAUGGAUGAGAACCUUCUCUUCUCUCAGGGAACCCAGUCGAAAGAAGGGUCACCAGUAUCAAGGAUGUCUGUGUCAAGAUCUUCCAGUUUGCGGUCUUCUUCCUCUCUGUCCUCCCAAGGCUCUGUGGCCAGCUCUAUUAGCUCCCAGACUUCCCUCCGAGCCACCGACCUCAUCACACCCGGGCACCCUACGUACUGGAGCACCCCCCGCUUGGAUCUGUGCUUUAGAGACUCAUUCAGAAACUUGAACAAAGAGCGGCAGUUUCACUUGGCUGGAAUCAGGUCCCGGCUCAACCACAUGCUGGCUAUGCUCUCAAGGAGAACAUUCCUUACUGAAAACUACUUCGGCUUUGGUUCUGGGAGUUUCACCAGAUCAUCAGCUCAUUUGCUGGCGGUCAGAGAUAUCACACUUUAUCCCUCCUACCAGUGACUGCUCUGCUCAUGCACAGCCUCUGGCUUGGAGUAGAUGACGUCAGAGCAUCCUGCUUUACACGAUGUCUCCUGUCCCUAAUUGCCUUUCUUUCACUCUGUCUUUGAAUUCUAGAAACUGCUCAUUACUGUACGUGCUUUAGUUUUAUUUUAUUUUUAAUCAUGUAUAAACCAGGUAUUGGUUUUACAUUUAAACACUAUGGGUACAGUUUUUUUGCACUAUUUUAUUAUUGAUUUCCUUUCAAGAGAAUGUUUCGGGGCUCUCAGGCAAUUCAGGUAAGAGAGAAAAUAUGUUUUGCAUUUUUCUAGAUAUGUGUACUCUUCUGUUUUAGAGGUUUGAAUCACUUGUUUUUAUGAUCAAAUCCUAAUUAGAAAAAACUUAAAACUGUUUCUUAAGUGUCUGUCUCUCCUUUAGAAUAUCUGUUCUUAGCAUUAAAUAGUU
Messenger RNA from Camelus dromedarius (Arabian camel), 2652 nucleotides. RefSeq names its product family with sequence similarity 83 member D (gene SACK1D). NCBI's taxonomy places the organism in Eukaryota, Metazoa, Chordata, Mammalia, Artiodactyla, Camelidae. The transcript has 4 exons. The coding region runs from base 808 to 2211 and encodes 467 amino acids. Gene Ontology annotation, molecular function: protein kinase binding. Gene Ontology annotation, cellular component: cytosol; mitotic spindle pole. The record is from RefSeq and is a predicted model, not a curated record. Gene Ontology annotation, biological process: positive regulation of cell cycle G1/S phase transition; regulation of TOR signaling; signal transduction.